Molecule: messenger RNA, 765 nt
Organism: Balaenoptera ricei (Rice's whale)
Lineage: Eukaryota; Metazoa; Chordata; Mammalia; Artiodactyla; Balaenopteridae
Product: putative insulin-like growth factor 2 antisense gene protein
Exons: 4
Source: RefSeq, a predicted model, not a curated record
AUCACGUCGCCCGCGCUCGGCGCGCGCCUCCCGGAGUCCUCCGCCCGGCGGCUGGAGGCGCCGCGCCGCCCGAGCCGGGUGCGCCUCUCCUCCGCGUCCCUCCUACACUGCGCCCUGCCUGCCCCGCUGGGGGGCCGCCGAGGCGCUUUCCCCACGACCGUGAUCUUUGCAGAGAGCAAACGAAAGCGGCGCGGGUUUCAGGGCGCCCGGCCCAGCGAGCGCGGCCGCCGAGGGGCUAGCCCGCCGCAGGCUCCCGCGCCCCGCGCCGGUGUCCCCGGCAGCCGCUCGGGACGGCGGGACGGCGGCGGGUGGGUUUGGGAGCCGGGCCGGGACGCGAGGCGGCGGGGAGCUCACCGCGAGGCUGGAGGCCGGAGGCUGCGUCCGCGGGCGCGCUAGGAGCCGAGGCAGAGAGCGAGCGCUCUGCAACGGGCGGUGGACGCGCUGAAGGCGCCAGCCCUGGAGAAGCUGCCGCUGGUGCUUGCAGACCUGGACCUUGGAGGGCACCCGCCACUGGGGGCAAGGACCCUGCCCUCCAAUCUAGGAGGGACACCCGCUUCGGCCAGCCCAGCUGGAAGCAGGGGACCCAGGCCCCAGCUGGAACGCCAGGACCCGACGGCACAAGCCACCCAAGGCACAAGGCGCCACAAGCCACUGAUCAAUAAACCAAAAGUCAGAAGAGCUCCCCUCUGAGGACCAUGCCGCUGCCCAGACUGCAGGGGGCCUGCUCUGCCCACACCUGAGCCCCCCAGGGACAGGGGCACCUGG